Aethalodelphis obliquidens (Pacific white-sided dolphin) is the source of this 1044-nucleotide messenger RNA. It is a transcript of the gene TTLL9, whose product is annotated as tubulin tyrosine ligase like 9. Gene Ontology annotation, cellular component: ciliary basal body. Gene Ontology annotation, molecular function: tubulin binding; tubulin-glutamic acid ligase activity. NCBI's taxonomy places the organism in Eukaryota, Metazoa, Chordata, Mammalia, Artiodactyla, Delphinidae. The record is from RefSeq and is a predicted model, not a curated record. The transcript has 11 exons. Gene Ontology annotation, biological process: microtubule cytoskeleton organization; protein polyglutamylation. Bases 1 to 1044 code for a protein of 347 amino acids.
AUGAAUACCCUCAUGGAUGUCCUUCACCACAGGCCAGGAUGGGUGGAAGUAAAGGAUGAAGGGGAGUGGGAUUUCUACUGGUGUGAUGUUAGCUGGCUCCGGGAGAAUUUCGACCACACCUACAUGGAUGAGCACGUGCGGAUCAGUCACUUCCGAAACCACUACGAGCUGACCCGCAAGAACUACAUGGUGAAGAACCUGAAGCGCUUCCGGAAACAGCUGGAGCGCGAGGCGGGAAAGCUGGAGGCAGCCAAGUGCGACUUCUUCCCCAAAACCUUUGAGAUGCCCUGCGAGUACCGUCUGUUUGUGGAGGAGUUUCGCAAAAACCCAGGAAUCACCUGGAUCAUGAAGCCUGUAGCCCGGUCGCAGGGGAAGGGCAUCUUCCUCUUCCGGAGGCUGAAGGACAUCAUGGACUGGAAGAAGGCCACAAGAAGUUCUGAUGACCAGAAAGAUGAUAUUCCCGUGGAGAACUAUGUAGCUCAGCAUUACAUCGAAAAUCCCUACCUGAUAGGAGGCCGCAAGUUCGACCUGCGUGUCUACGUGCUGGUGAUGUCGUACAUGCCGCUGCGAGCCUGGCUGUACCGGGACGGCUUCGCCCGAUUCUCCAACACCCGCUUCACACUGAACAGCAUUGAUGACCAGUACGUCCACCUCACCAAUGUCGCCGUGCAAAAGACGUCUCCUGACUACCACCCAAAGAAGGGCUGCAAGUGGAUGCUGCAGCGCUUCCGGCAGUAUCUGGCAUCCAAGCAUGGGCCCACGGCAGUGGAGACGCUCUUCAGUGACAUGGACAACAUCUUCAUCAGAAGCCUGCAGAGCGUGCAGAAGGUGAUCAUCAGCGACAAGCACUGCUUCGAGCUGUAUGGCUAUGACAUCCUCAUAGACCAGGACCUCAAGCCGUGGCUCCUGGAGGUCAAUGCAUCCCCAUCACUGACAGCCAGCAGCCAGGAGGACUAUGAGCUCAAGACCUGCCUCCUGGAAGACACCCUGCACAUCGUGGACAUGGAGGCCAGCUUUUCCCCAAUUAUUCUGGCAAAAGUUUGA